CUUCAAACCAUGCCUAAAUCCACCACCACCACCACCAUCCUCCUCCUCCUCCUCUUCCCCUUCUUCAUCCAUGCAACAACAUCAUCAUCUUCUUCACCUUCUACAAUCAUCAAAGCAGGCUUUUGGCCUUCAUGGUCAUUCCAAACCCUUCCUCCAUCCUCCAUCAACUUCUCAUACUUCACCCAUCUCUUCUAUGCCUUCAUCCCUCUUGAUCCAACCACCUUCCAACUCUCCAUCUCCCCUUUCCACCAUCUCUGGCUAACCAACUUCACCACCACCGUCCACUCCCAAACUCCCCCUCUCUCCGCUCUCCUCUCCAUUGCCGGCGGUGCCUUCAACCGCACCAUCAUCGCCAAUCUCGUCUCCAAUCCAACCUCCCGUGCCACCUUCAUCAACUCCACCAUUUCCAUAGCUCUCCAUUACAACCUUGAUGGCUUUGACUUUGAUUGGGAGUUCCCUGCCAACCCUGAACAAAUGGACAAUCUUGCACUGCUCUAUAAAGAGUGGAGAGCAGCCAUAACAUGUCUUCUACCAACAAAAGUGCUCCUUUUAACUUCAUCAGUUUACUUUUCUCCAGACUUCUUCUUGUCCAUAGUGCCAAGGUCAUAUCCAGUGGCAGUCAUGGCUGAGACUUUGGAUUGGAUCAAUGCAAUGUGUUUUGAUUAUCAUGGUUGGUGGAACACGUCGGAGACUGGAUUGCAUGCAGCGUUGUAUGAUCCGGAGAAGAACAUAAGCACGAGCUUCGGUUUGGGGACGUGGAUAAGAGAAGGGAUGCCGGCGAAGAAGGUGGUGUUGGGGAUGCCGUUGUAUGGGAGGACUUGGGAGUUGAAGGAGAGUGAGGAGCAUGGGGUGGGGUCACCGGCGGUGAAUGUAGGACCGGGGAAAGGCGGGAAGGGGAUAAUGGUUUAUGGAGCCAUAGUGAGGUUUAAUGAGGAGAAUAAUGCUACGGUGGUGCAUGAUGAGGAGAGAGUGGCGGUUUAUUCUUAUGCAGGGAAGAGUUGGUUGGGGUAUGAUGAUGAAUGGUCUGUGAGAAAGAAGGUGGAGUAUGGGAUGAAAAUGGGGCUUGGAGGGUAUUUCUUUUGGGCUCUUGGGUUUUGAUCAUAAUUGGACCCUCUCUCAAACAGCUUGGUCUGCAUGGGAGUACUGAAAAUGGUUGAUUGGCCUUUGAUCUGAGGCUUAAUUUUAGUGAGGCACUUUAUAUACAAGUAAAAUAAUGCAAUAUAGUUUAUAUUUAUGACCUUGUUAGCUUCCCUAUUUAAUGGAAACAUUUGGUUUUGCUGACAUUUUAUCUCAUUUAAACUGCUUAUG
Dioscorea cayenensis subsp. rotundata (Guinea yam) is the source of this 1308-nucleotide messenger RNA. Its product is annotated as class V chitinase CHIT5-like. Bases 10 to 1098 code for a protein of 362 amino acids. Gene Ontology annotation, cellular component: extracellular region. The record is from RefSeq and is a predicted model, not a curated record. Gene Ontology annotation, biological process: chitin catabolic process; carbohydrate metabolic process. NCBI's taxonomy places the organism in Eukaryota, Viridiplantae, Streptophyta, Magnoliopsida, Dioscoreales, Dioscoreaceae. The transcript has 2 exons. Gene Ontology annotation, molecular function: chitinase activity; chitin binding.